UAAUAUUCCCUUUCUUUGUUGAAUGGAUUCAAUGUUUUUCUAGUCAAAUGAGCUGUUCAUGAACCUUUGACUGUAUGUGUUACUGGAACAGGUGUCUAUUUGUUUCACAUCUCAUCCUGAGAUAAUUUCCUCCUGUUCAGAGAAGCAAGAUGCAUCUGUAGCCUGGAAGCUGCCCUGAAUUGAGUACCGUCACUAAUUCAACAUGGGACAGACAUCUCUUAAGAAUGGAGUCCCUAUCGUGGUUUCUCUGGCUCUGGUGUUUGCUUGGAGCGCCGCACAGCGAGAAUACUUCCUUUAUCCGAGUAAUCGCACCUGGGAGGAGGCCAGGAACCACUGCCAGACCUGUUUCAAAGACCUGGUGACACUGACCCCCGAAAACGUCCAAACCGUCUCCAAGUUACUCACUUCUGACUGCUGGGUUGGCCUCCGCAAGAACUCUACCAGCAACUCCACCAACAAUGCCACCAACAACUCCACCAACAACUCCACCAACAACUCCACCAACAACUCCACCAACAACGCCACCAACAACGCCACCAACAACGCCACCAACAACGCCACCAACAACGCCACCAACAACGCCACCAACAACGCCACCAACAACUCCACCAACAACUCCACCAACAACUCCACCAACAACACCAUCAUGGAUCCCAGAAUGCCAUGGUUCCGCUGGGCCAACGGAGACCCUCUGAUCUUCCAGAACUGGUACCCUGGUUGGCCCGUGUUCAGAUCCUCCCUCCCAAACAGCUACUACUUUGUCUGCCCAGAAAAGGCCAGCCUGGAAACAGCAGCCCCGGAAACGGUCACCCCAGAAACAGUAGCCCCAGGAACGGGAACUCCAGACUCGGGAACCCCAGCAACGGCAAUCCAAGCUACAGGAAACUUGACUGGUCAUCUUCAAGAAACCACAUUUGCAACAGCCCCAUCAGCCCCAUCAGCCCCAUCAACCCCAUCAACCCCAUCAACCCCAUCAACCCCAUCAACCCCAUCAACCCCAUCAACCCCAUCAACCCCAUCAACCCCAUCAACCCCAUCAACCCCAUCAACCCCAUCAACCCCAUCAACCCCAUCAACCCCAUCAACCCCAUCAACCCCAUCAACCCCAUCAACCCCAUCAACCCCAUCAACCCCAUCAACCCCAUCAACCCCAUCAACCCCAUCAACCCCAUCAACCCCAUCAACCCCAUCAACCCCAUCAACCCCAUCAACCCCAUCAACCCCAUCAACCCCAGUUCCCUGA
Molecule: messenger RNA, 1243 nt
Organism: Gymnodraco acuticeps
Lineage: Eukaryota; Metazoa; Chordata; Actinopteri; Perciformes; Bathydraconidae
Product: sialidase-like
Exons: 5
Coding region: 203-1243 (346 amino acids)
Source: RefSeq, a predicted model, not a curated record